GUGAGAGAAAGAGAGAGAAACAGAGUAGAAGGCAAGAGUGCAGAGGGAAGCAGGAGGGAGAGAUAAGGUUGCCUGGGCUGAAGUUGCUGGAGAUAGUUUUCAGACUUUCAGUCUGAUUCUAGUUUCCUUCUCAUUGCAUGUUUUGUGGGGGAAAAAAGGCUUGGGGGUGAUCCAGAGGAACAGAGACAGAUCAAGGAAAGAGUGUUUGGAAGGGGUGAAAGAAAAAACAAAAGAAGAAGAAGAAGAAGAAGAAGAAGAAGAAGAAGAAGGACUGGCUGCUCCAAGAGAGAUCAUUGAGUGGAUGUUGCUGUACUCCGUAGUGUCAGGUUUCACAAAAUGAAAGACCACUACAAGAGCGCUUCUGCAGGGCUCAACCAACCAAGCCAGGAUGCCAGCUGCUAGCAUCAUGACUGGUGGAAGAGCGCUGCUGCUCUGUACGAACACAGAGAACUGCAUCUACCAGUCAGUCAACGGGCUCCAGUGCUGUGGCUUGCGGCCUGAAGGCGCUCAAUCUGUGGUGUCAAAUAAGUCGGACCUGUCCAGGGUUGUGGACACACAGUCCCCCCUAACAUCCCUGGACAACACUGACUGCUUCUCUGGGAACAUCGACAUGUUCGCCCACAAGGGACCGAGUGACACUUAUCCUGUUGAAAAUGGCCUGGGGGGCUGCAACAAGCCCACAAAAACUCCUGUGGGAAUCAAAAGCACUGCCAGCAUUAGGGACAAAAUAUCCCAAUGGGAGGGCAAAACAGAUAAUGCUGGACCAAACCCACCGACUGUCAUCCAGAAAGAGACGGAAAGUGUGAGGAAGAAGGAUAUAAAAUCUACAGAGGUACAAAGAAGAGACAGUAAAAGAGGUUUUAGCUGUGACAGACAGGACAUUGGCAAAGAGAAUGGAAAUAAGAUUGGAGAAUCCAGGAAAAGUACAGAAGCAUGUACAAGGGAAAGAGAUGUGAUCCUGGACAAAAUGUCUGCGGGGAAAACUGACAUUGUCCAAGACAAGAAAUCUGUUUUGACACACAUUAAGAAACUUGAGCAGGCCAUGAAGGAGACACCUACUAAGCCUUGCUUGCCUGGCAACUAUUUCUGCCCACCUUCUAAAGACAAGCAAGACGAAACGGAGAAAAAGCCUGCAGAACCCAUCUUCGGGACUGUGGAAGUGGUGAGGUCUGGGAGUCGCCGUGGUCGAAACAGAGAUCCUGAGAAUGUGUACACUGAGCCUGGGGCGCCGUCCAUUAACCCUCUGCCCAAACCUCAACGUACCUUUCAGCACCACACUCAAACAAACAACUGUGGACUUCCCCAAGGUUCAGCAAAGGGGAGGCGGAAUCUACCCCCUUUGCCCUCGUUACCCCCUCCACCACUUCCCUCCUGCCCUCCACCACCUGGGGUGUGUCAGAGGCCUUGGCAGGAACACACUCGAGACAGUAAUAACAGGAAGUCAUAUGAGUUUGAGGAUUUGUUGCAGUCGUCCACUGAGGGCUGUCGAGUGGAUUGGUACGCUCAGUCCAAGCUGGGUCUCACACACACUUUAUCUGAGGAGAAUGUCUAUGAAGACAUCUUAGAUCCUCCAUCUAAAGAAAACCCUUAUGAAGACAUAGAAUUGGAAAGCCGCUGUGCUGGAAACAAAUAUCCUGUUCCAACGUCACCGUCUUCGCCCACUCUCGACACUCCUACUAAGCUCUCCUCUAAGCCUGGCUUCUUCAGGCAGAGUUCAGAACGGCGGAGCUUCAAACUAUUAGAUCUGCGCAAGACAAACAGAGAUGGGGGCAUUGCGUCACCCUCAAGGAUAAGCCCACCUUCAACCCCCAGCAGCCCUGAUGAUACACCGUGCCUCUCAGGAGACCCCUAUAACCGCAGACGAAGGAAAAUCCCCAAGAUGGUGCUGAAAAUAAAUGGCAUCUUUGAGGCCCGGAGAGGGAAGAAGAAAAUGAAGCGGCUCUCUCCGUCGACUGAAUCCAGCUCAGGGCGAGGUGUAUUAACAGAUGAAAACAGUGAAUCAGAGAGUGACACAGAAGAAAAGCUGAAAGCUCACAGCCAGAGGUUGGUGUCGGUGCAGUCCAUGUUAAAACAGACGGGCCGGUAUCGCACGCUGGAGAGAGAUUUGAUGGACCUACAGGAGAGGAAACUGUUUGAAUACUUCUUGGUAGUGGCUCUACAUAAAACCAAAGCAGGAGCACCUUAUUUGCCUGAAGUCACCCAGCAGUUCCCACUUAAGCUGGAGAGGAGUUUCAAGUUCAUGCGAGAGGCUGAAGAUCAGCUGAAGGUCAUUCCUCAGUUCUGCUUUCCUGAUGCCAAAGACUGGGCCCCUGUGGACAAUUUCCCCAGUGAAACUUUCUCAUUUGUCUUGACGGGGGAGGAUGGGAGCAGAAGAUUCGGCUACUGUCGACGUUUACUGCCUUCUGGGAAGGGGAGGCGUUUGCCUGAGGUCUACUGCGUAGUGAGUCGACUGGGAUGUUUCGACCUCUUCUCAAAGAUGUUGGAUGAGGUCGAGAAACGGAGAGCGAUUUCCCCUGCUCUGGUGCAGCCCUUCAUGAGGGCCAUCAUGGAGGCUCCGUUCCCCGCCCCAGGCAGAACCAUUACUGUGAAGAACUUCCUGCCAGGCUCAGGAACCGAGGUAAUAGAGCUGUGUCGCCCCUCCGAUUCACGGCUGGAGCAUGUGGAUUUCGAGUGUCUUUUCUCCUCUUUGAGUCUGCGUCUCCUCCUAAGAGUCUUUGCCUCACUGCUGCUGGAGCGGAGAGUGAUCUUCACAGCAGACAAGCUCAGCACACUGUCUCAGUGUUGUCACGCAGUGGUGGCCCUGCUCUAUCCCUUCACGUGGCAGCACACGUACAUCCCCGUGUUGCCCCCUGCUAUGAUGGACAUUGUUUGCACUCCGACUCCUUUCAUUGUGGGCCUGCUGUCCAGCUCUCUGCCUCGACUCAAGGACCUCCCCCUAGAGGAGGUCCUGGUGGUGGACCUUGGCAAUAGCCGUUUCCUACGACAGAUGGAUGAUGAAGACUCCAUUCUGCCUCACAAACUGCAGACUGCUCUCGAGUAUGUUCUGGAGAAGAGGAAAGAGUUGGCCUCUGACAGAGGAGAGCUUCCAACUGAACACUGCUCUCUGAGCGCCGUGGUGUCCGAGGCUUUUGUCCGCUUCUUUGUGGAAAUAGUCGGACACUACUCGCUCUUCAUGGGGGGCAACGAACGUGAUGAAGAGUCCUCGGCGUCUUCCUCCUCCCCCACGCCUUUAUCCUUCCAACGCGACGCCUUCCGCAAGGCUAUGUCCUCGAAGAGUCUGCGCCGCUUCCUGGAGGUCUUCAUGGAGACGCAGAUGUUCACCGCUUUUAUUCAGGAGAGGGAGAUGCGCAGGCAGGGACUGAGAGGCUUGUUUGAGGUUAGGGCUCAAGAUUACCUGGACUCACUGCCUGGAGCUGAGAAUCGAGGGGUCAAUAAGUUUCUCAAAGGUCUAGGACACAAAAUGAAAUUCCUUUCCAAAAAGUGAAGUGUCCCCAUGUUUGGUAGACAGAUUUAGGCACCAUUUAAGCUCCAUAGCAGUGAUUCUGCAAAGACAUGGACCUGAGACCUCAUGACAGCACUGAGACUGGGGGGUGGGGGGGGGAGAAUUGGGGUGACACCAUGAGCUCAGCAAGAAAACAAAACUCGGACAUAAAUUCUUGGCUGAAAACUUCAUUAAAUGCUUUCCUCCCAUUUUUCUCACAUCAAACCAGUACCAAGGUCAUGUUUCACCGUAGACUGGUGUGUUUGUAAGCGUGUGUGUAUGUGUUUGAAUAACUGCUCACUUUCUACAAAAUGUGCUACAAGAUUAGAAGAGAAAGUAGGCAUGGACCAAAGUUUAAUUUCCUGUACAGUUUUUUUUUUUUUCACAUAAAUUUUUUUUUUUUGCCCCUAAGAAAUAGAGUACAACUUCUGUAACAGGGGGCAAUAAUUUAAUUUAUAUUCUUUCUAGAAAAAAAAAGACAUUUAUAAUUUCUUACAUAAAAACUUGUUGCCUUUUAAAUACAAAAAUAAACAGAAAAGUUGCUAGUUUUGUUAUAGACUUAUUUAUCGCAGUAUAUUCCGAACUUUGGACUUGUAAGUAAAAUACCACUGUGACUGGUCAUUUAUGUUGGGAAUGGAAAAAAAUGGGGAUGAGUAGAAUCUGACAGAUUAAUGGAUGCAGGUAACCUGUUCUGGGAUGCAAAUCUUGGACUCUAUAGAACAAUGGACUUCAUUUGAUGUGUUCUGUGUCUUUUGCUGUUCAUGUAAAAAAAAAAAAACAAAAAAAAACACAACCUCACCACUAAAUGUGUUUGAAACCUGAUUAACAAAAGAGCUGCUGGUCUCCAUUUCAAAAAUGUCUGUGAUUUAAAGUAUAUCCAGGUUACAUUUGCUUUUCCGUACACCAGUAAUAAAGGAUCCAGUCUUCCAUCUACACCACUGGGGGUCACCACAGAGAGGACUUCAGUUGUUCUUCACUUAUUUCUUCAUGCUAAUGUUAGUAAUGUUUUGUUUUGUUUUGUUUUGUUGUUUAAACCAACAACAACAACAACAACAAAAUCACUGAACCUGCUUAUUAGCAUUUCUCAAAUGAAAGACAUGCAGACUUUCGUUAUAAAAACACACUUUUGUUUCUCAUGUAUAUAAUUAUUUGAUCGAUUUGAGUUAUUUGGUGGUCUUGGCAUUGGCUUCAUAAGUGGGAUCACACUUGUGUGAUUAUGAGCAGCAAAUCUAAUCAGGCAAAAACAGAGCUGAUUCAGUGAAUCCUCGCUUUCUUUCCUCCCUCACUCGGAUCCCGAGCCUCUCCUCUGAGAACACAUACUGAAUUCACAUUGACAAUGACCUCCAGAAGAAACCAAAACGGAUACACAUGGCACAAAAUCCAUAAACGCAAUGUGUCCGUACAUAAAAGAAGUACUUUGUCUUUCUAUACAGUAUUUAGCAGGGUCAGUUUCAACGCUGUUGUGUAUUUCGUCUUGAAGAUCAGGUUGUUUGAAGCAAUUGUUUAUAACUGUAUUAAAUAAAGUGAUUUUUU
Molecule: messenger RNA, 5014 nt
Organism: Ictalurus furcatus (blue catfish)
Lineage: Eukaryota; Metazoa; Chordata; Actinopteri; Siluriformes; Ictaluridae
Product: DENN domain-containing protein 2A
Exons: 20
Coding region: 389-3484 (1031 amino acids)
Biological process (GO): retrograde transport, endosome to Golgi
Cellular component (GO): actin cytoskeleton
Source: RefSeq, a predicted model, not a curated record